Messenger RNA from Carassius gibelio (silver crucian carp), 2087 nucleotides. RefSeq lists its product as uncharacterized. Bases 334 to 1122 code for a protein of 262 amino acids. Lineage: Eukaryota; Metazoa; Chordata; Actinopteri; Cypriniformes; Cyprinidae. The record is from RefSeq and is a predicted model, not a curated record. The transcript is spliced from 5 exons.
UUCAAAAGGAUAUGCAUUUUUAGCGCUCUAUAUUUCCAUUUCCUCAAUAUCAUUGAAUACACAACAACAAAGACAAUGAGUAAGGAAGAUUUCAUUCAAGAUAAAAGAUCUUCUGCUCACAGGAACAGUUGUCUAUAGACUGCCAUUUCAGAAUAAUGGGCAGCAAUGAAGGUGAUGCUAAUGUCCAUUUGAAACGAGACCAAUUCUUAUCAAAGUGAAUCUCUGAAGUGUUUGACCAAUGGAAGAAAGAUUUUAAAAAGGUUGUGGGUGGGCGUAUGGCCAGGAAGUUCAUAAUUCGUGUGCAGAUGUGUCAAACACACUGAGCGCAGCAACAUGUUUUUAAAAUGGACUACAAACUGUCUUUUAUUUUUGAUUUUAAUUUAUCUUCCACACACAGGCGGAGAGAAUGUUUCCACAGUAAUCAAAGGAGAAACUGUGGAUCUGCUCUGUCACUUACCCAGUAACGACAGUGAACAAUUGAAUGUAGUGUGGACAAAAAAUAGUACGAAUAGUGCCACUACUUGUGAAUGGAUGGUUAAUGGCGUUAAUAUAUCUUCCUUAAAUAAAUGUGAUCCUCGUUUUACAUUAACCAGAGAGCCUUUAAGAGUACAAAUAAAAGACGUUCAGCCCAGUGACUCUGGUUAUCACAGCUGUAAAACUACAAGAAUAAUUCCACCACCAUCAUCAUUGGAUUACUUCACAAAUACGUCACUCCAAGUAGUUGUUCCACGUCUGUCAUUGCAGAAACUGAACAGCAGUAAUGACACCUGUGUCCAUCUGCUCUGCUCUAUUGAGAGUCUGCAGUCUAAGCAGGUGAACUUCACCUGGAGCCGGGGUCAAAGGUCACUUCAUCCAUUCACAUCUAAUGCCACGGAGAGCGAGCUGCGUCUGUGUAAACCUGACUGGAGUGAAGGAGACAUAAUCACCUGUUACGCCAGCUACUCAAGAACACAAACCAAUACAAGUAUACAACUCAAACCAGAGAAUGGCCAAACUGAGAUCCAUCUUCUGGUAGAUGUGGUCCUUUUCAGCAUCUUCAUCAUCAGCAUCGUGUUCAUCUGGAUGUUGUUCAUCAUAUUCAAAUAUAAGUGUGAGACCUGCUGCCAUAAACUAUCAACAUGAAUCCACAUGAACAUGAUCAGAAGAAGCCAAGUCUUUCUUACCGUAAUCUUUUUAAAAGUGUUGUCUUCAGUUUUAGAUUUUUCACUAUGUGCUUUAAUGCAUAUGUUGAAUAUGUAACUUGUAUGUGGUAUGGUGUAUCAUAAACAGCACAUAUAGGCCUACUUCUCCGUAGCGUGUGUAAUUAGCAUCACUAAAGAAACAUAUUUUGAUAGUCAAAUAAUCUGUCUAUGAGCUGCAUCUGUGUAAAUCUGUGUAAGACUGGAGUAAAGGAGACACAAUCAUCUGUUACACCAACUACUCAAACACACACACAAACCCAAAGAAGUACACAACUCACCUCAAUAUAUGCUUGUGACACAGGUGGGUCAUUUUAACUACCUGGACAAACAAGAGUACAGUCUACUAGUUCAGCAAAGCUGUUCAAUGACCUUUAAGGAAUUUAAUUCAAAUAGUUUGAUAAUUAUAAACCUGCUGCUGUGAACCAUCAACAUAAGAGCAUCAGAAGAGAAGAGGCACACUGAACAAUAAGAGCAUCCAUGAAUGUUAACUGAGUUACUAUAAUAUAUGUAUUUUUUAAUGAUAGUUUUUUAUUGCUUUUUGUUUCCUAGAAAUUGAAUGUGAACUCAUUUUCCUUGAUUGUUGUUCAAAUCUAAAUAUUUCUGUUCUAUGUACUCAGUAUUACUUUUAAAUACAUUUCUAAUAUACAAAACAUUUUCUUGUCCAGUGACUGCAUUAAACCAUCCUUUUUAAUAUAAUAUAAAAGCUGAAGGUGUCAUGUGACUCUAAAUAUGCUGUCCUGCGUCAUUUAUUUCCCCAAAACGAAAAUUCUGUCAUCAUUUCCUCACCAUGUUGCAAAACUAAGAAUUUAUUUUGUAGAACAUUAAAGAGAAUGUUUUGAGAAAUUUGAAUUAUUAUCCAUAUAAUAAAAGUCAAUGAUCACCAAAACAGACCUUCAAAAUGUAUUU